GGAUAUUUUUGGUUCUGUUUGUGAAUAAACCAAAACUUGUGGUUCUUUCUCUUCUUCUCCUAAACCUCAGUCGCCGAUCGAUCAGAACUCAACAGUGACGUCACGAGAGAUAGAGAAGAGACAAUGGCGGCGACUCUUAUGAACAGAGCAAUCUCCAGAACCGAAACCGUCGGUGCUUUCAGGCUCUCGCUCAACCUCCUGAGAAACUUCUCUGCGCCGGCGGCAGCGGCAUCUCCGUCGACCGAAAACCCUAGCUCCGAUUCGAUUAAACCGAAACGAAGGAAGAAGAAGAACCUAAUCGAGGUGGCUCAGUUCUUACCCAAUUGGGGAAUCGGAUACCAUAUGGCCAAAGCUCACUGGAACGGAGUCUCUUACGAGAUCACUAAGAUCAAUCUCUACAAGGAUGGUAGGCAUGGCAAAGCUUGGGGAAUUGUUCACAAAGAUGGUUUGCGAGCUGCGGAAGCUCCUAAGAAGAUAAGCGGAGUUCACAAACGCUGCUGGAAGUAUAUCCCUAACCUGUCCAAGACCACACCUGCAACAACAGGCUCUGCACCCGCCGCUGAAGUACAAGCUGCUUGAUCUGUUUGCUUCCACUGUUUGUGUGGUAUCUGUUUGCAGUUUAUUAUUACCUUUGGAAGAUACAACUCUUGAUAAGUCACUGUUGAAUCUGUCGGUAGCUUUGCAGGAAAAAAGAUCUAUGAUCCUCGGAUGAUGUUUGGUUUUAGGUUCAUCUUAUAAAGACUUGUACGCUUCUUGAGAUGGAUUUUGAGCUACUAUUUUGUAUCAACUUGUUUGGUAGAUCUUCCGGUUUUAAACAUCUAAUAAGAGAGUUUAUUUACCA
Brassica napus (rape) is the source of this 841-nucleotide messenger RNA. RefSeq lists its product as uncharacterized. Gene Ontology annotation, molecular function: structural constituent of ribosome. Lineage: Eukaryota; Viridiplantae; Streptophyta; Magnoliopsida; Brassicales; Brassicaceae. The transcript has 3 exons. The record is from RefSeq and is a predicted model, not a curated record. Bases 124 to 579 code for a protein of 151 amino acids. Gene Ontology annotation, cellular component: mitochondrion.